Talaromyces proteolyticus is the source of this 1119-nucleotide messenger RNA. RefSeq lists its product as uncharacterized. The transcript has a single exon. NCBI's taxonomy places the organism in Eukaryota, Fungi, Ascomycota, Eurotiomycetes, Eurotiales, Trichocomaceae. The record is from RefSeq and is a predicted model, not a curated record. The annotation marks the transcript as partial.
GGAAAACUCGCGGACAGUAAGAUUGUUCUCCACUCCGCUUCUGGUGAAAUGUUUUAUCCCAUCACCUGGGCGACCCAUCGUGUGCUUAUCGCGCAAAGCCCCGUUCUCGAGGCCAUUCUCAAUCGCCAGGAAGUCUUGGAGCAGAAGCUUACCAUUGAACUGGUCGCUGGAAAGAAAUACUCCCUGCCACGUGCCUUUGAGUGUGCCUUCCAAGCCUACUACGGUCUUCCAAUGGUCGACCACCAAGACAUCAAAGCACUCACUCGCAGGGCCCUCGGCUGGGAAGGCGCCCCUGAAGGUCAAGGCUCCGACGAAGCUCUGGGAGCUCAGCUUGACUUUAUGAUUUGCUAUAUGACUGCGGGAGCUUUCAUGAACUGUGACGAAUUGGUGGCAGCAGGGUUCAGAAUGAUCGAGCGCGAAAUUAGCUUGAUUAAUCUCGAGACAGCCAUUCACUUUGGCACGCAUCCAGAAGACUACAUAAUCACUCACGAACCAGCCGACGAGCGCAAGACUACCAAAAAGGGCGCAAAGGGCAAGGCCCGCAAGAAGAGUAACGUCGAGCUGCCAGUUGUGCCCGAGAACAUGAACGAGGAGGUGAUCGAGAGGCAGGCGCCUGCAAUUGCCUCAUUAGCAAUCGAAUCCGCCGCUGGCUGCAUUGGGCCUGACUUUGUGUUUGACCGCACUGCCUGGGUGAAGGUCAUGCAAGACCGCAUCCCUCACUAUCUACGCACUGGCAUGCUGGCGUCUAACCCAAGCUUGGCUGGGGUUCACUUUGGCGUUCACCCGCAGCCCAGUCGUGAGUCAUCUAUCCUCUCCGCAGUCCUGCUCGCCAUCCCCUUUCGCUAUCUGCAAGAGGUAUUCCAAUAUCUACGCAGCGAUGGCCUUCUCACCUUGAAGCUCGUCAAGGAGGUCCUCCAGGAACGCGAGAUUCGUCGUCUAGACGCCCUCCAGGAAUACCACCGCCGACACCCGAAGAAGAAGGACUUGCCGGCGACGCAUGCCACUCUCGGGUAUCGUGAGUUUGCUGUUCAUUUCCAGAUUCGCGACAUGUUGGAUGAGGUUUUCCACGACGUUACCGUGCACCGUGAGUGGGCGGGUUAUGAGGAUGUUGGUCAGGGA